GUCCGUUCUAUUUCAGAUUAUGGAUAGCCACGACGUAGAUCGGUUUCGUGGCCUUGACAUGAGCCAUGGUUUCAUAAAAUCAAUUGUAAAGAAUCAGAUUGAUAGAGAUGAAUAUCAUAAAGUAAUGGAGGAACGAAAGAUUGAGGUGCAAAAGAAGAUCAGAGAAAGUCGAAGAAAAAAGCCAGCACCAGCCGCAGAGUAUAAGCUUUAUGUUCCUCCCCAUUUGCGAGGCAAAAACGAUUCGACCGAAAUUCAGAGAGUUGCACCCGAUAGAAGGAAUCCAUGUCCGGCGAUUGUAAGCGAAAUAGAAGAAGAAACGUUACGAGAAAAGGUUCGCACUCGAUUUCAAGCUCGCUCUGAUGGACCUAAUCUAGAAGCAUUAGGAAAAAAUGCUACACCUGUACCUACACCUUCAAGACCAGUAUUUUUGCUUAAUCUGAAGAAGAACACGGGAGACACAGUUGACAUUGCAGUGAUGAACACUGAUAAUGCCGCUAGAUUAGCAAAAGAACUAGGUAGAAAACAUGGUUUCACUGAAGAUCAAUGUAGGAUGCUCCGUCUCACUCUUGAGAGGGAACUUGAGGCUAGACUUGCUCCCUAGUCUACCUUCAUUUACGUCACUUUUGCCUGUCUAGUUGUAAUUGAUCAAAUACAACUGCCAAGUAACAGCUUUACUUUUGGGUAGUCAACGUGGUUACUUGUCAUAGUGCAAAGUGCAUUAACAUGGUCUGUGAUAUGUUGAGAUUUUGUCAUCAUGUAUCCUCAAACCCUCGUUGUCAUAAUACUUUCUUUUUCGCUUUGGACUUUUGAAUUUUACUGUUUGGUUUGUGCUUAUUAUGCCUCGCCUUCCAUUUUCUUGUCGAACGAAAGUGAUGAUACUAGUUAUAGAACUGCCUGAUUCGAUUUAUUUUUCGCUGUUGUGUAUGGUUAGCGUGAGUUGUGUUUUAUUCAGUGCCAAACUCUUUUCACCCGUGCUCUACUUUUUGGUACUUUGCAUGCUUGUAAGCAUCUUCGCACUUCUUAUUGGGUUUUUACUUUGCCUCACCUUUCAUUUUUUGCUGUCGAACGUCUUUUACCACGACAAAAUAACCUCAUCAAGGUCAUCUCAAUUAUGAUUUAAUUCGACUUCUCGUUUGUCAGCUAAUACGAAUCAAAUUUUAUUCACCUCUACUCACAUUAAUCAACGAGAUUAUGCGUGUUUACUGUUGUUUUGUGUAUAUUCAGGGACUCAACCACCGAGGUUAGCAUA
Molecule: messenger RNA, 1249 nt
Organism: Cylicocyclus nassatus
Lineage: Eukaryota; Metazoa; Nematoda; Chromadorea; Rhabditida; Strongylidae
Source: the annotation of a GenBank genome assembly